Molecule: messenger RNA, 6336 nt
Organism: Phialemonium atrogriseum
Lineage: Eukaryota; Fungi; Ascomycota; Sordariomycetes; Cephalothecales; Cephalothecaceae
Product: putative glutamate synthase
Exons: 7
Coding region: 1-6336 (2111 amino acids)
Molecular function (GO): iron ion binding; flavin adenine dinucleotide binding; iron-sulfur cluster binding
Source: RefSeq, a predicted model, not a curated record
AUGGGCCUGAACGACGAGUUUGACGAUCGACAGACACACUCUUUAGCCGAGUCCGAGGAAUAUCAUCCCUAUGAAUAUCAAACGGAAAACAACACCUCAUGGGCUGGCGCCCUGCCGGUGAAGCAAGGGUUGUAUGACCCUAGCCUUGAGAAGGAUGCUUGCGGUGUAGGCUUUACUUGCCACAUCAAGGGCAAGCCAAGCCAUAAAAUCGUCAGCGAUGCACGGAACCUUUUGUGCAACAUGGCGCAUCGUGGUGCCGUCGGUUCAGAUGCUCGAGAUGGCGACGGUGCAGGUGUCAUGACCUCUAUCCCGCACAAGUUCUUCAUCAAGAACUUUGAACGCGAGGUUGACAUUAAGCUCCCUCCUCUGGGUCAAUAUGCGGUUGGGAACCUGUUCUUUAAGCCCGAUCAGGAGACGGUGCAGGAGUCAAAGCGGCAGUUGGAAGACAUUGCCGAGUCCUUGGGUCUCAGGGUUCUGGGAUGGCGAGAGCCUCCCGUUGACUCUAGUCUACUUGGCCCUGCAGCUGCCUCGCGGGAGCCCAUCAUCCUGCAGCCUUUUGUUGUUCUGCAAUCCGCCUAUGGGUCUGGCAAUGCGCCCGAGGUCACCGAUCCUGAGAAGUUCGAUGAGAGACAUUUUGAGAGGCAACUCUACGUGCUCCGGAAACGCAGCACCCACACCAUUGGUCUGCAUAACUGGUUCUAUCUCUGUUCUCUUUCGAACAAGAAUAUUGUCUACAAGGGACAGCUAGCACCCAUCCAGGUGUACCAGUACUAUCACGAUCUGGUAAACGCAGACUAUGAAGCUCACUUUGCUCUCGUGCACUCUCGCUUCUCCACGAACACUUUUCCCUCGUGGGAUCGUGCACAGCCCCUGCGCUGGGCUGCCCACAACGGUGAGAUCAACACCCUCCGGGGCAACAAGAACUGGAUGCGUGCGCGCGAGAGUGUCAUGCAAUCCGACGUGUUUGCCGACGACCUCGAGAUGCUCUACCCCAUCGUCGAGGACGGAGGCUCCGACUCGGCUGCCUUUGACAACGUCCUCGAACUCUUGAUGAUCAACGGCGUCCUCUCGCUGCCCGAGGCGGUCAUGCUCAUGGUCCCCGAGGCAUGGCAGGGGAAUGCCCUGAUGGAUCCCAAGAAGGCUGCUUUCUACGAGUGGGCUGCAUGCCAGAUGGAACCCUGGGACGGCCCGGCAUUGUUUACCUUUGCCGACGGCCGAUUCUGCGGCGCCAACCUCGACCGCAAUGGUUUGAGGCCUUGUCGGUACUACGUAAUGGAUGACCACCGCAUCAUUUGCGCCUCCGAGGUUGGCACCAUCCACGUCGAGCCCGAGCGGGUGAUCCACAAGGGCCGCUUGCAGCCGGGUCGCAUGCUGCUCGUCGACACCCACGCUGGUCGCAUUAUCGACGACUCUGAGCUGAAGGCCACCGUGGCUAACCGGUGCGACUUUCGCGCCUGGCUCGACGAUGAGUUGAUUUCGCUACCGAAAAUCGUGGACACUCUGAGCCAGGAGGGCGCGGCUGAGCUUGCUGCCAAGCCGGAUGCGACGAAGCUUCAGGAGGACCCUCUUCUCCUCGCGUUUGGCUACACGUUUGAACAAGUGAGCUUGCUUCUGGCGCCCAUGGCCUCGGAUGAAAAGGAAGCCCUGGGGUCCAUGGGCAACGACGCUCCUCUGGCCUGUCUCGCUCAGGCGCCGCGGCUGCUGUACGAGUACUUCAGGCAGCUCUUCGCUCAGGUCACCAACCCUCCUAUCGACCCUAUUCGGGAGUCCAUCGUCAUGUCACUAGAAUGCUACGUUGGGCCCCAGGGCAAUCUUCUCGAGAUGGAUCCGUCGCAGUGUGGACGCCUUCUCCUGCCAAGCCCGAUCCUGUCGAUUCGUGAGUUCAAUGCGCUCAGGAACAUGGCAAGCCUUUACCCCAAGUGGACCGUGAAGAUCAUCGAUAUCACGUUCCCAAAGAAGGAAGGCAUCGAGGGCUAUGUCAAGCACCUCGACUAUAUCUGCAGAGAAACCACAUCGGCGAUUGAGGCCCGGGACCGCAUCAUCGUCCUCUCGGACCGAAACACCUCGGCCGACCGAGUUGCGGUGUCCGUCCUCCUUGCCUCCGCCAUGGUCCACCACCAUCUCGUGAGCAACAAAUGGCGUGCCAUGGCUGCCAUCGUUCUCGAGACUGCCGAAGCCCGUGAGGUCCACCACAUGUGUGUCCUGCUCGGUUACGGCGCGGAUGCCAUCAACCCAUACCUGGCAAUGGAGUGCAUUAUGAAGCUCAACCGCGAGAAGCUGAUCAAGAGGAAGAUGACGGAUGAUGAACUGAUCCAUAACUAUAAGCAUUCCUGCGACGGCGGGAUCCUCAAGGUCAUGAGCAAGAUGGGCAUCUCCACCCUUGCCAGCUACAAGGGCGCCCAGAUCUUCGAAGCUCUUGGUAUUGACGACACCGUCGUCGACCGUUGCUUCAAGGGCACCGCCUCGCGUAUCAAGGGCUUGACGUUCGACCUCAUCGCUGAGGAUGCCUUCCGCUUCCACGAACGGGGCUUCCCUUCCCGAUACACCGUGGGCGUUGUUGGUCUUCCCGAAUCCGGAGAGUACCACUGGCGUGACGGCGGAGAGGCCCACGUCAACGACCCCGCCUCCAUCGCGAACAUCCAGGACGCCGUCCGCACCAAGAACGACAAGUCUUACGAAGCGUACUCGCUCUCCGAGUAUGAACAGAUCAAGGCGUGCACGCUGCGCGGCCUGCUGGACUUCAAGUUUGACGAGUGCACGCCUGUGCCGAUUGAUCAGGUCGAGCCCUGGACCGACAUCGUGCGCCGCUUCUGCACGGGCGCCAUGUCGUAUGGCUCGAUUUCUAUGGAGUCUCACUCGACUUUAGCGGUGGCCAUGAACCGACUCGGGGGCAAGUCCAACACGGGCGAAGGUGGUGAGGACCUCGAGCGAUCCCAGCGAAUGGCAAACGGCGAUACCAUGCGGUCUGCGAUCAAGCAGGUGGCCUCUGGGCGAUUCGGUGUCACCUCGGCCUACCUGGCGGACUCGGACGAGCUUCAGAUUAAGAUGGCCCAGGGCGCCAAGCCCGGCGAGGGUGGUGAGCUGCCUGGCCACAAGGUCUCCAAGUCCAUCGCCCGCACGCGUCACUCGACCCCUGGCGUCGGCCUCAUCUCCCCGCCACCCCAUCACGACAUCUACUCGAUUGAGGAUCUGAAGCAGCUGAUCUACGAUCUGAAGUGCUCGAGCCCCAGAUCGCGCGUUUCGGUGAAGCUCGUUUCUGAGACGGGUGUUGGUAUUGUCGCCUCUGGUGUUGCCAAGGCCAAGGCUGACCACAUCUUGAUCUCGGGCCACGACGGCGGCACCGGUGCCUCUCGAUGGACCGGUAUCAAGUAUGCUGGUCUUCCCUGGGAGCUCGGCCUGGCCGAGACCCACCAGACCCUUGUCUUGAACGAUCUCCGAGGCCGUGUUGUCGUCCAGACCGACGGCCAGCUCCGGACCGGUCGAGAUGUCGCCAUCGCCUGCCUGCUCGGCGCCGAAGAAUGGGGGUUUGCCACUGCCCCCCUCAUCGCCAUGGGCUGUAUCAUGAUGAGAAAGUGCCACCUAAACACUUGCCCAGUUGGCAUCGCCACGCAGGAUCCCGAGCUCCGCCAGAAGUUUUCAGGUACCCCUGAACACGUGAUCAACUUCUUUUACUAUGUCGCCAAUGAGCUCCGGGCCAUCAUGGCCAAGCUCGGCUUCCGUACCAUCAACGAGAUGGUCGGCCAUGUGGAAGUCCUCAAACUUCGGGAGGACUUGAAGACGAAGAAGACGGCGAACAUUGACCUGUCCCUCAUCCUCACGCCGGCACACAAGCUUCGGCCGGGCGUCGCAACCUUCAAUGUUCGCAAGCAAGAUCACCGGCUCUACGUCCGGCUCGACAAUAAGCUCAUAUCCGAGGCGGAAUUGACGCUGGAUAAGGGCCUGCCGUCCCGCAUUGAAUGCGAUGUUGUCAACACCGAUCGUGCCAUGGGAACGUCCCUGUCCUAUCAGAUCUCCAAGCGGUAUGGCGAGGCGGGGCUGCCUAUGGACACGGUUCAUGUCAACAUCAAAGGGUCGGCCGGCCAGUCCUUCGGUGCCUUCCUCGCUCCUGGUGUGACUCUAGAAUUGGAGGGUGAUUCCAACGAUUAUGUCGGCAAGGGCUUGUCUGGCGGACGUCUGAUCAUCUACCCACCUCGGUCCGCUGUGUUCCAGGCUGAGGAGAACAUCCUCGUCGGAAACGUAUGCCUGUACGGUGCCACAUCUGGCACCUGCUUCUUCCGAGGCGUCGCUGCGGAGCGAUUUGCCGUUCGCAAUUCCGGUGCCACCGCUGUCGUUGAGGGUGUCGGCGACCACGGCUGCGAGUAUAUGACGGGCGGUCGCAUUGUUAUCCUCGGCAGCACUGGCCGGAAUUUCGCCGCCGGCAUGUCGGGCGGCAUUGCCUACGUCCUCGACAUCCACCAGGACUUCAUGUCCAAGUUGAACACGGAGAUGGUGGAGGCCUCCGGUCUCGAGGAUCCUGAGGAGGUCGCCUUUGUUCGCAGCCUCAUCGAGGACCAUCAUCACUACACCGGCUCCGAGCUUGCUGCGCGCAUCUUGGUCGACUUCAACCGGGCCCUACCGCGCUUCAUCAAGGUCCUCCCCGUCGACUACAAACGCGUCCUUGAAGAGGAGGCCGCCAAGGCCGCCGAGGCCAGGCGCGUGGAGCACGCGCUGCCCAUCUUGUCGGGCGGCAGGGUCAGAAAGGAUAUGGAGGACAAGGCAGCCAAACUCCAGGACAUCGAGGAGACGGUAGGGGACAACGCGGCAGACAAGAAGAAGGCUCUAGUCCUGGACAAGACCAAAGGCUUCAUGAAGUACCAACGCCGAUCCGAGAAAUACCGCAAGGCCAAGACUCGGACAAAAGACUGGGCCGAGCUGAGUCAGAGGCUGGAUGAGGAUGAACUCAAGUACCAGUCGGCCCGGUGCAUGGACUGCGGCGUGCCUUUCUGCCAGUCGGACAGCGGAUGUCCCAUCUCCAACAUCAUCCCCAAGUGGAACGAGCUCGUCUUCCAGAACCAAUGGCGUGAUGCUCUGAACCGUCUGCUCAUGACCAACAACUUCCCCGAGUUCACUGGCCGCGUGUGCCCCGCCCCCUGUGAGGGCGCCUGCGUGCUGGGUAUCAACGAAGAUCCCGUUGGUAUCAAGUCGAUUGAGUGCGCCAUCAUCGACCGCGGGUUUGAGAUGGGAUGGAUGGUGCCUCAGCCUCCCAAGGUCCGCACUGGCAAGAAAAUCGCCAUCAUUGGUUCCGGCCCAGCGGGCCUUGCCUGCGCCGACCAGCUCAACCGUGCCGGCCAUUCCGUCACCGUCUACGAGCGCGCCGACCGGCCUGGCGGCCUGCUGAUGUACGGCAUUCCCAACAUGAAGUUGGACAAGCGCAUCGUCAAGCGACGCACCGACUUCAUGGCUGCCGAGGGGAUCAAAUUCAAGACGGGAGUUGCUGUGGGUGAGGACGUGCAGCUCGUGGAUCUCAAGGCCCAGAACGACGCCGUCGUCAUCUGUACCGGUGCCACCGUUGCUCGUGACUUGCCAAUCAAGGGCCGCGACCUCGACGGUAUCCACUUCGCCAUGGAGUUCCUGCACAAGAACACGAAGUCGCUCCUGGACUCGGAGCUUGCUAACAACGCCUACAUCUCCGCCAAGGAUAAGCAUGUCGUGGUGAUUGGCGGCGGUGAUACUGGCAAUGACUGCAUCGGCACGUCGGUCCGACAUGGCGCCAAGUCGGUCGUCAACUUCGAGCUCCUCCCCCAGCCUCCGCCAGAGCGCGCCCGCGACAACCCAUGGCCGCAGUGGCCACGUAUCUAUCGUGUGGACUACGGCCACACCGAAGUGCAACAGCACAUGGGCAAGGAUCCCCGCGAGUUCUGCAUCAUGUCGGAGGAGUUCGUCGAUGACGGCACCGGCAAGGUCAAGGGCAUCAGCACCGUCCGCGUGGAAUGGGCCAAGUCCCCGACAGGUGGUUGGGAUAUGAAGAAGGUCGAGGACUCGCAGCAGUUCUUCCCCGCCGACCUGGUCCUCCUGUCCAUGGGCUUCCUCGGCCCCGAGGCGCGUAUCCUGGGCGACGAGAUUGAGAAGGACGCGCGGAAGAACGUCAAGACUCCUCCCGGGAAGUACAGCACCAACAUCGAGGGUAUCUUCGCUGCGGGAGACUGCCGCCGGGGGCAGUCCCUUAUUGUCUGGGGUAUUAAUGAGGGCCGCCAAGCAGCUCGCGAGGUCGAUCUUUUCCUUGAGCACUACACAAGCUUGCCCGUGAGUGGUGGUAUUGUCAAUUACGCGGCGCAGGAAAUCUUCGCUGUAGCUUGA